CUGAGCAAAAAGCAGGUUCAUGCCUGGCGCCUUCCAGGCUUCUUUUCACUCAGUGCUCGUGUGCUUGUGCAACCGCAGCUCCAUUCUCCCGCUGCCUGGAGAGGAGGAAGGAGCAGCCCCUGCUGCCGAGGAGCUCGCAGCUCUCCACAAGCGUGCAGGAGACAGCGUUCCCAAGGCCGGCUCGCUGCAGCUGAGGAGACAGCACUCAUAGACCCUCCUUUGAUUAGGAUGUGUCCGUGUUGUCAGGGCAACUGUUAACAGCGGCGUAUCAUAUUUUCUCCUCUUGUACUGCGUGCUGAAUAUUUUAGUGUGCUGUGGCUGGAAGAAGGUGCUGCUGCAAGGAACCUGGAGCUGUGGGCCGGGAUCUGAUUGAACAGGUUAAGACAGCAAAGAGCAGCAUCCAAACCUAUGUGCCUUUGAUUAGGGCUUUUCUUCAAGGAGGGGAACGACUGCAAGCCUUUCCUGCCGACUAGAUGUUGGUAUUUGUCAGCUGUUUGCAUACUGCUUAUCCAUAGGGGAUCUGUUACAAGUGCUCAAAUGAACAGACAGCGUUGCAGCUAGCAGCUAAUCAGGGGCUGGAGUUUCUUACUUUUUUUUAAUAAGCAAGAGGCAACAGCAGCAUGCCUGGUUCAACUGCUGCCCUCCGACAAGAGAGACUGAAGAAAACUGCCAGGCCAAGUCCCCCAGGUUUAUUCACCAUUAAUGAAGAGGAUGAGCAGCAAAAAAAUGGGAAUUCCACAAGACUGAAAGGAACUGAAGGUUCUGAAACACAAGAUAAGAAAGUGACUUCAGGACAAAGCAAUGCUGGAACUAAACCAGAUCACCCAACAGUACUAAGGGUUGAUGACAGGCAACGGCUUGCCAGAGAACGGAGAGAAGAGAGAGAAAAACAGCUAGCUGCAAGAGAAUCCGUAUGGCUGGAAAGAGAAGAAAGAGCACGGCAACAUUAUGAGAAGCACCUAGAGGAACGCAGGAAGAAGCUAGAAGAGCAGAGACUAAAGGAAGAGAGAAGGCGAGCUGCUGUAGAGGAAAAGCGAAGGCAAAAACUAGAAGAAGAGAAGGAACGACAUGAAGCUGUUGUACGUCGCACAAUUGAAAGAAGCCAGAAGCCAAAACAAAGGCAGAACAGGUGGUCCUGGGGAGGAGCACUGCACAACCGCAUUAAUAACACAGGUUAUUAUUUUGAAUCAUCAUUCACCUUUCUCGAUUUAGCAGGCCUGGAGCACCACUUCAAAUCUCUGGGUGGUGCUAGAAAACCUGAUCGAGACAGGCGGUCUGUUUCAACAAUGAACCUUUCGAAACAUGUUGAUCCAGUCAUAAACAAGCGGCUCUCCUCCUCAUCUGCAACAUUACUAAAUUCUCCAGACAGAGCUCGCCGUCUUCAGCUCAGCCCAUGGGAGAGCAGCAUCGUUAGCAGGCUCCUGACGCCCACACACUCAUUCCUGGCUCGGAGUAAAAGCACAGCUGCAUUGUCUGGAGAUGCAGUUAUCCCCGUUUGUCCCCGUUCAGCAUCUUGCAGCCCCCUCAGCCCUCUGUCCUACAAGGCCCUGACCUGCAGGAAUUCAGGAGAAAGAGCAAAGCUCUAUGCUUCCACCGAUGCCGUUGGACGUCGGAGAACAACACACCUUUCAGGGACUGACAAAAGAGAAAAGGACCAUUUGUCAUCCAGCUUCUCAGCCAACUUUAAAGGAGGUCAUUUUACUUCCAGCCUCAAAGCUAGAUCAUCAGCUCCCUCUCCAGUUUGGCAUGCGUCAAAGUCUUUGCCUUUUUUGCCUGGCACACCCAAGCAGAUAACUUCCCCACCUGGUUCCUCCAAAGUUUCCUCUGCUCAGACACGUCCUCCCUCUCCUGGCAACAUCCGGCCAGUCAAAAAAGAGAUCAAACCAGAGGGUGAGAAGAAAAGACCAGAAAAGGAGGCUGAAAAGGCCAAUGAGGUGAGGACAGAAGAGAGUAAAGGAACUUCAGCAGGUGCUGGAGAACCCACAAGUCAGGAGCAGCUCACUGUCCAAGCGCAGCUAACUGAAGCAGCCAGCCCAUCCCUACCUCCGGCCACACCAGCUCCUUCUCCAGCCCCAGCAGUGCCCAAGCCCUCUGCAGGUACAACUGACCCUGAGGAAGCAACAAGGCUGCUGACUGAAAAGAGGCGCCUCGCCCGCGAGCAGCGGGAACGGGAGGAGCAGGAAAGGAGGGAGAGAGAAGAGCUUGAAAGACAAAAGAAAGAGGAGUUGUCGCAGAGGAUAGCUGAAGAGAGAGCUCGCCGAGAGGAGGAGGAAACUCGCAGACAAGAAGCAGAAAAACAAAGGAAGGAUGCAGAGGAGCGGGAAAAGGAGGAACGGCUGCGCCGCCAGGCAGAAGAAAGAGAGCAGAGGGAGAAAGAGGAGAUGGAGCGUGUUCAGAGACAAAAAGAAGAGGAAGCUCGCCUGCGGGAAGAGGCUGAGAGGAUUCGAUUAGAGCGUGAAAAGCAUUUCCAAAGAGAAGAGCAAGAGCGCUUGGAAAGGAAGAAGAGGCUUGAGGAGAUCAUGAAGAGAACUAGGCGUGUAGAAGCUGUAGAUAAGAAAUCCAAUGACCAGCAAAAUGGACAUAUAUCAAAGGCAAAUAUUACUGGAGAAGCAGUGGCAGGCAGCCCUGCGUGUGCCCCGGAGCCGGCAGCGGUGCCAGCCCCGCACAGCCACAACGGGAGCGUGGCCACCGGCGCGCGUGGGGACCCUCCGCUCCAGCCCCCCGGGAACGUGGACAGCAAUCUCAAUCCAGAGGAGAAUGCUAAUGAAAAUGGAAUGUCUAUGCAGAAUGAUAAUUUUGAAGAGAUCAUGAACCUGCCUAUUGGUUCUAAACCAUCCCGGCUGGAUGCUAUGAACAAUGAUGGAAGCAACAGUCCCGAAAUUCCUUUGAAUCCAAUUCUAGCCUUUGAAGAUAAGGGCACUCUUUUGCCUCAGGUAGAUAGUGUUCAAACACAUCAAACAGCAGAAGUGAUCUGAUUGUUUCUUCUGAAGAACCAAAGGUGAUAUGAGCAUCUCUGCAGUCAGUGGAGUUUCUUCCAUGCUAUGAAGGAGUGUUUUAUUUUUUCUCUCCAGUUUUUUAAAGAUUUCUUGAAUAUCUUUUUUGGAAGGACUUUAGUAAAACCAGCAGAAGAAAUGAGGGGAAUAGACUUGGAUCACCAUUCUAAUAGCUUUCAUCACUAGAAAAAUCAUGCUUCAUGUGCGUUACUUAAUAUGGCUAUUUCCAACAAGCUUUUUUGUUAGUAAAUGAAUAUUUCUGCAUUCCUUAAGACACAAGACACUGGAAUCUGAAAGUAACGGGCUGAUUUGGGUGGUGGGACUGAUUCUUUUUUGUUUUUAAAAAAGGUGGGUGUUGGUUUAAAAGGCAUAAUUGUAAAAUUGGCAAAGAAUCUUUUACACUUUAUGGUUCUAAUACUUGAAAAAUAAAUGCCUCAUUGCUCUACAAGUAGAGUUAAUGGGGUGUUUUAUUUAAACCUGUUGGUUUAAAUGUUAUUGCAGAGAACUCUAAUUAUGGGGGCAAACUAUAGGCUUCUGUAUCAGGUUCUUGUAAAUGUAAUUCCUACAGGGACAUUCUGUAAAUUGAGACGUCACUAUGAUCUUCUCACAUUUUCUCUAAAAACACAAAACAAGAAAGGUUUUAAAAUGUGAAAAUUUGAAAGCAUUAUUUUUUCAUGGACAAGAGGAUAACCUAUUGUUCUCCUAGAUAAUGUAUUUAUGAAUUUUGCUCAGUACAGAAAUAAAUCAUUUGAUUGAAUAAAUUAGACAAAUGUGGUGAAAAAGAUACUGCAAACUUGAUUUUUUUAGUUACAUCCACGUUCACAAUACUAUAAAAGAUGUGUAUGCAUAUGUGCACACACGUGUGCACACAUACAAGGAAUUACCUUGUUCUGAGUCCUGUAAAUUGCUGCUGUUCCCAAUGAUGGAAGACUUUUCCUUUGCCUUAUCAGACUUUUGAAGACUGUGUGAAACCUGGGAUAUUUGAGUUUUGGAUGAUGAUGCAGGUUCAGGGAUUUUUGGGGUUUGCUCGUUUCAGAGCAAAUGGAAAAUGGUCGUGCUUUUUUAUGUAGUGUGUGGUUUUUAUAAAGCAGUGCAGCUUGAGUGAUAAGAGGAGCGAUGCAGGUUGCUUUCUCUUUAGUUUGAUGCCGAUUUCUACUGUCAUUCAUUGUUCCAUCCCACACUUUUGGUUGCUGUUGUGCAGAACUGUAAAACCUUGCACGUUUUUGUGCUUUGCUAAACAAUGCUGUUGGAGGCAGAGCUCGCUCUGGGUGUUUGCGUUUGCAGCAUCGCCAAAGGCUUGAGGCAUUGCUCUCUGAAUCAGUGAGAAGAUCCUUGGGUAGGGAAAAUGGAGGUUCAUGGGCUCUCAGCUCCUGCUAACAGAGAAUUUUCCAUUAAGAUUCCUGCACUUGCCUCUGGUGAGCACUGAGCAAGGCCUGUAGGAAGCUGUGCAGAAAGUCUGUGCUAGCAGAAGAGAUCCUCUGAGACAAAAGCCGAAGGAUUUUUGAAGAAAUUUCUGCUGCUGCCGAGUGUUCAUCUUAUAGAGGAGAUGGGACAAAAGCAAUGGAAAUAAAAUGAAAGAGACUUCAUCUGCCAGAAUAUUUAUGGAAGGGAAAAAACAGCCAUUCAGUCAGAGUGCUUUCAAUAGUAACUUGUGACACAGUAAAAUGAAUUGGGUUCCUUUCUUGCUUUCUUUAGUUUUCCGUGUACAUAGCCACAAUAUUUUGAAGUGUCCAAAAUAUGUAGUUUUUCUUUAAAACUAUAUAUAGCAUGUAAGUACCAAAUAAAACUUGUUUGAAAUAUUUA
Messenger RNA from Zonotrichia leucophrys gambelii, 4796 nucleotides. It is a transcript of the gene MAP7, whose product is annotated as microtubule associated protein 7. The coding region runs from base 621 to 2975 and encodes 784 amino acids. The record is from RefSeq and is a predicted model, not a curated record. NCBI's taxonomy places the organism in Eukaryota, Metazoa, Chordata, Aves, Passeriformes, Passerellidae. Gene Ontology annotation, cellular component: microtubule cytoskeleton. The transcript has 19 exons. Gene Ontology annotation, biological process: microtubule cytoskeleton organization.